AUGACUGGAACGUCUGGGCGUGGUGGCCUUGGUGAAGGCAUCCGUAAUGUGGUUGGGAAGGUGCACGGUACCGGCGAAGCUAUCCGUGGAAAGACACUAGCUGCUCUUGACGACGCGAGUGGAGACCGCACAGCAGCAGCAAAGAACGACGCGAUCGCCAACAAGGGCCUUGACGAGUUUCAAAACGGCUACCAAGGUCGUGCUGGGGAUGCCGGUGUUACGCCUGCUGAUGCUGAUGCGCAGAGAAUGGGUACCACACACUCUACCUCAACUACUCACGGCACUGGAGUGGGCUCGGCAAAUGUUGGCCCUCACUCCACCAAUACUGGCAACAAGCUGGAUCCUCGAUACGACUCAGACGCAGACCAUCGCGCCGACCCCUUGUCCAGUGUAAGUGGCACCGGCACCGGACCUGGCUCAACCAACGUCGGGACGCAUUCCACGAAUGUCGGCAACAAGCUCGAUCCUCGCUUUGACUCGGAUGCGGAUCAUCGUGCGGAUCCAGGAUCUGUUGUUGGUGGCCAAGGAUACAAUUCUCACGAUCAACCUCAAUCCUUUCACUGGCCCCAACACGAACACCGCGGCUCGAUUGGCGGUACCUCUGGCCUCGAAGCCGCACAAAAAAUUGAUCCUCUCUACGAAGCUGGCCAAGAAUCGAUGCACUACUCCGGCCUCACCAACAUCCACCAGCACCGCGGCUCCAUCGGUGGCGUCUCAGGUCUCCAUCCUGCCGAGAAGCUUGAUCCACCUGGACUUGCUGAUCUCUCGGUGCGCUGGACAUGGAACCAAACUCUUUCGAGGACGAAGAAGCAGGACGUAGGUCAGUCACACGUGUAUCGCCGCAGUACAACGAUCGGUUUGAGCGCCAGAGUCACUUUCCAUCCAUUUCUGAUUUGA
Messenger RNA from Plenodomus lingam JN3, 897 nucleotides. NCBI's taxonomy places the organism in Eukaryota, Fungi, Ascomycota, Dothideomycetes, Pleosporales, Leptosphaeriaceae. The record is from RefSeq and is a predicted model, not a curated record.